AUGGCUCACAAUCGUAUCAAGAACGUUGCCAUCGUCGGUGCGACGGGUCACUGCGGUCAAUACAUGACGCAAGCCAUUCUUGACGCCGGAAAACACACGUUGACGGCUCUGACUCGGGCUGAAAGCGAAGCUCAAAUUCCAUCUGGAGUGAUUCGCAAAGUCAUCGAUUACAACAAGGCAGAGACCAUCACUGAAGCUCUCAGAGGUCAAGAUGCCUUGAUCAUCACCUUGCCAGGCCUUGUCCCCUUUGAGACCGAGGUGGCUCUGAUGAAAGGCGCAAACGAGGCAGGCGUCCGCUGGAUUUUGAAUGACUGGGGUGUGGACAGCGUGAACGAAAAAUUAGUUGAAGAUGUUUCCGCUUUUGAGAAGAAAGUGAAUGUACGCAAGGUCUUUCAAGAGCUGGAUGACUGCAACUAUAUCAGCUUAUCGACUGGUUUCUGGUAUGAAUGGAGCUUGUCAUCCGCUAUGGCAUUCGGAAUCGACUUACUCAAUCACUCUGCUACAUUAUUUGACGAGGGAGAGACUCGAAUCACCGUUUCUACAUGGCCCCAGGUCGGUCGGGCAGUCGCAGGUAUUCUGAGUCUACCAAUCAAUGCUGAGGGCUCUGGAAGCUGUUUGGAAGACCUAAAGAACAAAGUCUUAUACCUGCGGUCUUUCACCGUCAAUCAGCAAGAGAUGCUCGAGUCUGCAUGUCGAGUGACGGGAACGAAGAGGGAGGAUUGGAAGAUCACUAGAGAGCCGUCCAGCAAACGGUAUGAGGAGAGCAAACGCCAGAUGCAGGAAGGGAAUUUCGAAGGAUUUGUGAAGAUGAUGUACACCCGAGUUUUCUACCCCGAUGGCUGUGGAAAUGUCGAUCACAAGGGAACGGUGAACAAGCUUCUCGCUCUCCCGGAAGAGGAUCUUGAUGCGGCCACAAUGGCGGCUCUGGAAAGAGCAAAAGCUCAAGCCUGA
Messenger RNA from Penicillium diatomitis, 951 nucleotides. RefSeq names its product aromatic alcohol reductase. Gene Ontology annotation, molecular function: oxidoreductase activity. Lineage: Eukaryota; Fungi; Ascomycota; Eurotiomycetes; Eurotiales; Aspergillaceae. The record is from RefSeq and is a predicted model, not a curated record. The coding region runs from base 1 to 951 and encodes 316 amino acids. The transcript has 4 exons.